Messenger RNA from Zingiber officinale, 1085 nucleotides. RefSeq names its product WUSCHEL-related homeobox 9-like. Lineage: Eukaryota; Viridiplantae; Streptophyta; Magnoliopsida; Zingiberales; Zingiberaceae. The coding region runs from base 87 to 1085 and encodes 332 amino acids. Gene Ontology annotation, biological process: regulation of developmental process. The transcript has 4 exons. The record is from RefSeq and is a predicted model, not a curated record. Gene Ontology annotation, molecular function: DNA binding; DNA-binding transcription factor activity.
AAGGAGACGCUACUGUUUUCAUUAUAUACUUACUACUCUUCUGCCUCUUCUACUGCACCACCACCACCACCAUCACCACCACCACUAUGGCCUCAUCCAACAAGCACUGGACGAGCAUGUUCAAGUCCAAGCCCUGCAUCAACCAAUGGCAGCAUGAUCACAUCAUUCACCAGAAAAAUCUAGGCUGUGAGGAGAGGAGCCCCGAUCCGAAGCCAAGGUGGAACCCGAAGCCGGAGCAAAUCCGGAUCCUGGAUGCCAUCUUCAACUCCGGCAUGGUGAACCCCAGCCGCGAUGAGAUCCGCAAGAUCCGACUUCAGCUCCAGGAGUUCGGACCCGUCGGCGACGCCAACGUCUUCUACUGGUUCCAGAACCGCAAGUCCCGCUCCAAGAACAAGCACGGAAACCGCAACCACCUCAGCCCGGCAGCCGCCCGCCGCACACCGAAACCAUCCCCCACCGGCUCCUCUUCCUCCUCCUCCUCCUCCUCAGCCCAGUCCGCCGACUCCGGCAACAAAACCCUACCCCUCCCGACUAGAUUCCAGCACUUCUCUCCCCGGCUGCCGCCGACGACCUUACUCCCAAAGCAGAUGAACUCACUCGCGGAGCCGGCGUAUCAAGAUAUGAACACCGGAAUCAUCAGCUCCGACGGCCUUUACGAUCCUGAGACGCCGAUGCAGCUACUCAUGAAACCAGAUCAUGAUGAUCACCAAGAGUACAAGUUGAAGAUGCAAUAUUUACAGCAUCUUUAUGCAGCAGCGGCAGCUGCUGCCGCUGCUGCUGCUGUUCCAACUUCUAGUGCUGCCACUGUAGGCAGCUGCGUUAAUGGUAGCCCUAUCAGCGACAUACAAGAGUUGAUGGGGGAAAUUGGAGAUGGUAUAUUUGAUGCCGGAGCAGCCGCCUGCGCCCGAUCAACGGUGAUCACCAGCGAGGCGGCGUAUGAGGUCGCGGCUGGCCGGAUAAAUAUACGGCAACUGUUCGGGCCGGAAGCCAUCCUUCUCGAUCAAUCCGGCCAACCUGUGCUCACUGAUGAGUGGGGAGUCACCCUCUAUCCUCUCCAACAUGGAGCUUCUUAUUACCUGGUUUAA